GGAGGGUCGAUUCCACACGACCACAGCGUCCCAUCCCACUGUUGUUCUUGCGUAGGCAACAGACCAUCAAUUCCGAGCUUGCGGAAUUGAAUCGCUCAGCAUUUUGCGACAAUACUUUGCAAUCACGAGCUUGCGCGUUCAAAGAAAAAAAAAACCUAUCACAAAAGAGCUAGCUCCCUGAGCUCUAGCUUCCAGUCGCAAUCGCCCGUGACGUCGCCAACAUGGCGCCUCAAGGUCGUAAAUCGCUGGCGGCCCCGCGCAGUACCCAGGAAAAGAUAUUUGAGCUUGGGAAGCAAGGAAGGAAAACGGGCGUGACCCUGCCCGAAUCAGGGGUACGCGACGAAAAUGGAAUCGAGUCUUUUAAGGGCAUCUUUGAUUCUCCUGGAAAGGGUAGCGUUGCAGCUGAUAGCGACGAAGAUGAGAGCAGCGAGGAGGAGGACGACGACGAGGCGGAGGCCAGCAUGGACAUGGACAUCGCAGAGACCCCUGGCCCGGAACCCCUUUCACUGCUUGCUAAGCACAGUCAGAGCUUGCGCCGACCGACAGCCAAGGCGAUAUCGCCCGCCCUCACGAGCCUGCAAUCACCACCAGUUCGCGCCGGGCAAAACUCACCCCUACGUCGUGCGCCACCGGCCGCACCAGUCAAUGGUCACAAAUCGGCUACGAUGAGGUUGAACUUCGAUGCACGGCAGCAUGGCCUUCCCAAGCCCUCUGCUUUUGGUGGCAAGGCUAUGCAGAACGGAGCGGAGUCUGAAGAGGAAGAGGAGGAGUAUGAGGAGGAAGAUGAUCAGGAUGUGGCGGGUGGCGAGGAGGACAGAGAAAUGUCCCAGGAAGAAAUCGAGGAGUUUAUCGAGGAGAGCAUGCAAAUGUUGGAUGCUGGAGAUGAUGAUGGCGAUGUUGAGGAAAGCGAGCCGGAACCGGAACCGGAACCGGCACCCAGGCCAGCGCCGGUCGCGAAGCAAGCGAAUUUGCCCAAGAAACGCGGUCGUCCAGCGAAAUCAGCCGACAGCACCUUGGAGCUGCCAGAACAGGUACAAAACGAAGACAACUCUAGAGCAACUGCGGAUUCAUCACCUCCAGUCGCCAAGAAGCGCGGUCGACCAGCUAAGGGCGGUAAGGCGAAGGAGAGUCCUGUCGCUGGCUCAUCUUCCGGAAAUUCGGCGAAAAAGCGUGGAAGAGGGGUGCGGACGUCCAACACAGACAGCAUUCCAGAGGAAGCAGAACCGGAACCCGAAAACGCACCUGCAUCUAAGCGUCAACGUGUUGCCGCUGCCCCGGCCGCCGCCAAGGGGAAGCCAGGCCGCAAGCCUGCAGUAUCUCGUGCUGCCCCGCAGGCAGGAUCCUCGACUGCGGCAGCAAAACCAGCAGGCAAAAGAGGCCGCCCAGCCAAUCGUCCUUCAGGAGAUGGAGACGGUGGUGCCGCGGACGAGUCUAUUGUCAUCAUGCCGCGACCACCGCUGCCGAAGCGUGGCGGCCUUGUCAUUAGCCGACCUGAAGAAUCAGACGGCGUAAUCCGCACACGGUCAGGGCGUAACUCAUACCGGCCAUUACAGCACUGGCGCAACGAGCGCGUCGAGUUCGAACAGGUUCCACUGGACGCCCGGCUUGGAACAUCCAAGAACCGCGACCUUCUUAUGCCAAGCAUCAAGGAGAUUGUGCGAGUGGAAGAGGAGGAGCCGCAGACUACAAGGAAAUAUGGCUCUAGGCGAGGUGCAAAGAAGGGCGGACGGGGGAGAAGGCGAACUGCCGACUCGGAAGAUGAGGAUGACGAACCUUCACCUUGGGAACAGGAUCCUGGCGAGCUGAUCGUGCCAGUCCAGCAGUGGCAGCCUGAGCACGAGUUCGACCCACCUGGGCCUGAUGAUGAGCUGCCCGAAGGCGAGGACGUUGUAGCGGUAUCAGGACCAGCGAUUAGAACUCGCGAAAUCCUAGGGUCAAGCUUCCGGUUCACCAAGACGUUGAGCCUACCGUUCUUUGGAACUGGAGUGGUAGAUCUACCGCCAGGAGCGGAGAAGAAGGCCAAGAACUCACGCAAGAUGCACAUGACUUUUAUAGUGCAUACGGGGAGGGUCACUGUUACUGUCAACAAUACGGCCUUUUCGAUUGGCAAGGGUGGCAUGUGGUUUGUACCCAGAGGCAACUAUUACAGCAUUGCGAAUGAGGGCACCAAGUUGUCCAGAAUAUUCUUCGCUCAAGCUUGCGAAUAUAAAAGGCCCGAUGAAGAUGAGGAGGGCGCAGUGGCUGAAGACAGCUAAUUCAUCG
Pyricularia grisea is the source of this 2262-nucleotide messenger RNA. RefSeq lists its product as uncharacterized. Gene Ontology annotation, cellular component: kinetochore. Bases 222 to 2255 code for a protein of 677 amino acids. The transcript is spliced from 4 exons. Lineage: Eukaryota; Fungi; Ascomycota; Sordariomycetes; Magnaporthales; Pyriculariaceae. The record is from RefSeq and is a predicted model, not a curated record. Gene Ontology annotation, biological process: attachment of mitotic spindle microtubules to kinetochore; kinetochore assembly; spindle attachment to meiosis I kinetochore. Gene Ontology annotation, molecular function: centromeric DNA binding.